UGUUGUUCUCGGUGACGCGACGGAGGUGUAGCCUGACGCGGUCUCUUACGUGUCGGUCUGAAUAAAAGUGGAGCUCCGUAGACCCGGGAGUGACGAAGCGAGUCUGUGUUGCAUAUUUUAAAUGAUCAUGGAGGCUGGUACAGAUACACAGCAAGGUGGUGAAACAGUUGUCUCAGAAUCUGAGGCCCAGCAUAUCACUCUGGCACAGGCAUCCAUUGCAGCAGGUCAGGUGUCAUCCAGUGGUCCCACAGUCACUCUAGUGCAGCUACCCAAUGGUCAAACAGUCCAAGUGCAUGGGGUGAUCCAAGCUGCUCAGCCAUCUGUCAUUCAGUCCCCUCAUGUCCAGACAGUACAGAUAUCAACUGUUGCAGAGAGUGAGGACUCUCAGGAAUCUGUAGACAGUGUCACUGAUUCUCAGAAGAGGAGAGAGAUCCUAUCCAGGCGGCCUUCUUAUAGGAAGAUUCUCAACGACUUAUCGUCAGAUGCUCCAGCAGUGCCUCGAAUUGAGGAAGAGAAGUCAGAAGACGACACAGCUCCGGCUAUCACUACAGUUACAAUGCCCACUCCCAUAUAUCAGACCAGCAGUGGCCAGUACAUUGCCAUUACCCAGGGUGGGGCCAUUCAGCUGGCCAAUAAUGGCACAGAUGGAGUUCAGGGCCUUCAGACUCUCACAAUGGCCAAUGCUGCUGCAGCCCAGCCUGGUGCCACCAUCCUACAGUAUGCUCAGACCAGCGACGGGCAGCAGAUCCUAGUGCCCAGUAACCAAGUGGUUGUACAAGCUGCAUCCGGUGACGUUCAGGCCUAUCAAAUCCGCACAGCCCCAACCAGCGCCAUCACUCCUGGGGUAGUCAUGGCAACUUCGCCUGCACUGGGGACUGCAGGAGCAACAGAGGAAGUGACACGGAAAAGGGAGGUCCGGCUGAUGAAAAAUAGGGAGGCAGCCCGAGAGUGCCGUAGGAAGAAGAAGGAGUACGUCAAGUGUCUGGAGAACCGUGUGGCGGUGCUGGAGAACCAGAACAAAACGCUCAUUGAGGAACUAAAAGCCCUCAAAGACUUGUAUUGUCACAAAUCAGAGUAAAGAGGUCAGGAGCUUGUCAGGUUCCCACCGGUCCCCCAUGUACAGAGACUCAGCACAGAGCCAUGCAUCUAGAAGCCACUCCUUUUUCUACUCUUCUGCUUUCUUUUUAAAAACUGCUGAAAAUUCUGUAAAGUGACUCACCAGGACUUUAAAA
This is a messenger RNA of Melanotaenia boesemani (Boeseman's rainbowfish), 1232 nucleotides long. RefSeq names its product cyclic AMP-responsive element-binding protein 1-like. Lineage: Eukaryota; Metazoa; Chordata; Actinopteri; Atheriniformes; Melanotaeniidae. Gene Ontology annotation, molecular function: cAMP response element binding; DNA-binding transcription factor activity, RNA polymerase II-specific; protein binding. The coding region runs from base 122 to 1078 and encodes 318 amino acids. The transcript has 8 exons. The record is from RefSeq and is a predicted model, not a curated record. Gene Ontology annotation, cellular component: nucleus; ATF4-CREB1 transcription factor complex. Gene Ontology annotation, biological process: regulation of transcription by RNA polymerase II.